AGCAUUGCCUACGUUGAAAGUUACAGAAAACCAACGCCUUGGGGGUUGUGAUGGAGGUUAAGUUAUCCAGAAGUUUGAGUCGUGAGAAAUAACAAUAUAUGGAAUUAUAAGGGCCCAAACGAACACUUAAAUCCGACGGCUUUCUUUGGAUCAAAAAGUCAUUGUCCAGUAGCCUUAUGGCUAGUCCUGAGACGGAUGCAGUACAAAGGUGGCGGAAAUGUGUGGACUCUGUGGUGUUCAGUCUUACUGAGGAUCAACUGAAAUCUAUCAAAAACAAAUGUGAGGAGCGUGAUUUUUUCGUGGUGCAUCACCUGGCAGAUCUGAAGGAGGGAGCCAUCUCUCCUCUCAUCAGUGGCACGCCUAUCACCUGCAAAGUAGAAAAUACGGAAAGAUACACCACCCGUUCCAAGGUACGCAUUUGCAAUCUGUACACGGUUCGCCUGACGCAUGGCGAGUUCACAUGGACGGUAAAAAGAAAGUACAAGCACUUCCAGGAGCUCCACCGGGACCUGUACAAACACAAAGUGAUGCUGCAGUUUAUGCCUCUGGGGAGAUUUGCCAUUCAGAGACAACAGCUGGCGGGUUUGACAGAAGAGAUGCCGACCUUACAUGGAACACAUAGAAUCAGCAGAACAUCUAGCAAACCGAAAUACCUAGAGGAAUAUUUAAACAAUUUACUGGAAAACACCUUCUACAGGAACUAUCAUGGCAUGCUGGACUUCCUGUCGAUUGGUCCACUCUCCUUCAUCAGAGACCUUGGUGCCAAAGGACUAGAAGGUUAUAUUCUAAAAAGGUCAGGAGGUCACCGCAUCCAGGGGCUCAACUGUUUCGGACACCAUCAGUUUUGCUUCAGAUGGUCUCGUCGCUGGCUGGUGGUGAAGGAUUCAUUUCUUCUCUACAUGUCCAGAGAUCCAGGAAUUGUGUCAUUUGUUCUGCUGUUUGAUCCUGAACUGAAGGUGUUGGUCGGGCAUUGCUACACUGGUACCAAGCAUGGAGUCUGCAUUGAGAACUUUAGCAGGAAGCUUGUGAUUAAGUGCAAUAGCUACCGGCAGGCUCUGUGGUGGAGUCAUGAGAUUCGGAGUCUCUCUGAGCCCUGUGAUUUCAUCCAGACACAUCGCUUCGAAGGCUUCGCCCCACCCAGACCUGACACCCUCACAAAGUGGUAUGUUAACGGGAGUGGGUAUUUCUCAGACCUGGCUGAUGCACUGGAACAAGCCAAGGAAGAGAUCUUCAUCACUGAUUGGUGGCUCAGUCCAGAGGUUUUCCUCAAACGUCCAGCUACAGGAGCAUACUGGCGCCUGGACAAGAUUCUUAAACGCAAAGCGGAACAGGGAGUGAAAGUCUGUGUGUUGUUGUAUAAGGAGUUGGAAAUGGCUCUGGGUAUUAACAGUGGCUACAGCAAGAGAACACUCAUGAAUCUGCACCCCAACAUUAAGGUGAUGCGUCACCCUGAUCAUGUGUCCGCAGUUGUGUUGCUCUGGGCUCAUCAUGAGAAGAUGGUUGCCAUUGACCAAUCAGUGGCCUUCGUGGGUGGGUUGGACCUUGCCUUUGGAAGGUGGGAUGACAGUGAAUAUAGGCUGAGUGAUUUGGCAAUUCAAAAAACAGCCAGUGAUGCUAAAGCAUCCCCAGAGUCUGAUGCUGUGGAUGGCUCUGCUGUUCCUCUGACAGAAUUUGUGUCAGCUCCAGAGUGCGAGGAUGAAGUCGACCUGAGCUGUAACGCCCUCUUGUGGCUGGGAAAAGAUUACAGCAACUUUAUUAAGAAAGACUGGACACAGCUGGACCAGCCCUUUCAAGACAAUGUUGACAGAACUCUGGUGCCACGCAUCCCCUGGCGUGAUCUGGGUGCUGUGCACCACGGGAAAGCAGCCAGAGAUCUUGCACGCCACUUCAUCCAGCGCUGGAACUUCACUAAGAUCUUUAAGAAUAAGUACAAGAUUGACUUCUUCCCGUACCUACUGCCGAAAUCUCACAGCACAGCAGAUAAGUUGCCAUUCACUGUCCCUGGAGCCAACAAAGCCUCUGUACAGGUUCUUCGUUCUGUUGAUCGCUGGUCUGCUGGCACAUGUGAACACUCUAUUCUUAAUGCCUAUGUACAUGUUAUUGAGAAGAGUGAACAUUACAUUUAUUUAGAGAAUCAGUUCUUCAUCAGCUGUUCAGAUGAGAAGAGUGUAUACAACACCAUCGGAGACGCUAUUGUCAAGCGAAUACUGCGUGCUCACAGUGAGGGGAAGAAAUACAGGGUGUUUGUUGUGAUUCCUCUGCUGCCCGGCUUUGAGGGUGACAUCAGUCAGGGAGGAGGAAACGCCAUUCAGGCUAUACUGCACUUCACCUACAGGACAAUUAAUCGAGGAGAAUACUCCAUUCUUUCACGAUUAAAGGGACAAAUGCAGGACGAAUGGACUCAGUAUAUUUCUCUGUGUGGUCUGCGCACACACACUCAGCUGGCCCAUUCCCCUGUUACAGAACUCAUCUAUGUCCACAGCAAAGCCCUCAUCUCUGACGACCGAUGCUACAUCAUAGGGUCAGCCAACAUCAAUGACAGGAGCAUGCUGGGCAGUCGUGACAGCGAGCUGGCGGUGCUGGUGGAAGAUGAGGAAAGAGUUCCCUCAGUCAUGAAUGGAGAGGAGUACCAGGCUGGACCACUAGCACUCGCCUUACGGAAGGAGUGCUUCAGCGUUCUUCUCGGAGCGAAAUCUGACCCAACUCUCAACAUUGACGAUCCAGUCAGUGAUCAUUUCUUCAACAAUGUUUGGAACAAAAUUGCCCAAUCAAAUGCUGUCAUCUAUGAGAAGGUCUUCCGAUGUCUUCCUCUGGACUCCAUCCGCAGCUUGCAUGAACUGAUGGAGCAUGUGAAUGCUGAGAAUCUCAGCCUUACAGACCCAGAAAAGGCCAGCCAAGAACUACAGGCUAUCAGAGGCAUCCUGGUCCAUUUCCCAUUGCACUUUCUGUGUGAGGAGUACUUGCUCCCUCCACUUAAAAGUAAAGAAGGAAUGGUUCCAACGGAAGUGUGGACAUAGUAGGGAAGAAUAUCAAACAGUGUAGUUUAAAGUGUGCCAGUAAAACCGAAGGUGAGGGGAAAAAAAUCACAUCCUCUGAACUAACUGCACUGAUUUUUUUUUUUUUUAAGUUUUAAAAUAUCAUACAUCCUCAGAACUAACUGAGCCUAAAGCUACUUUUUGGAAGUUUACUUAAUUGUCUUCCGUAUUGUGAUGUAUUUCCGUGUGAAACGGCUUAUUGAACAAGAAAACAAAUGUAGGGCGGGGACAUGAUUUUAUCCAUUGCUUGUUGGUUGAUUGUGAAAAGUGGGUGUUUCAUACUGAAAUGGGGCAGACUACAUUUGCAGUCCACACACACACUCUCUCUCUCUCUCUCUCUCUCUCUCUUCACCCUCUAAACCAUGCCCCACUGAUUUGAAAACCAAACGAUGAUCUAACUGACAACAUUAAUCUAUAACAAGCCCACAAGCACAUAGCACAUUGCGGUCUUUGCUCACAAUGAUGCUGGAGCACAGUGCAAAUGAAUGAGAAACAAGCGCGUAGAAGAUCCCAAUGUUUUGAAUCACAAUUCACAAAAUCGGCGUUCUAAAUGUAAAUUCAAGCCAGCGGGCCCAUACGUCUUUCUGGAGAAGGGAACAGGAUUUUGAGAGGAAAACAUACACCUCUUUAUCUCUGCAUUAGCUGCUUUAACCCCAGGUUUGUUUACAUGACAGACUCUUGAAGGGGCGAUGUUAAAACUGACUAAAACUUGCUUAAGAGCAAGUUCAUAUUCAUAUUUUUUCUAAAGAUCAAGUUAUGACAUUUUAGAGUUAGAAUUACACCACUUCCAGUUUGGUUUGGACUAAAGAAAAUGGUAGUUAAUUGAUGAUUAGCAUAAUAAUGUAUUAGAAGAUAAACACGUUGAUGCCAGCAACAUUAAAUUAUAUGGAGACAAUUAAAUGUAUGUGUUUCAAUGCCCAUUAUGCUCAUGAAUGUAAUGAUCUGAGUAUUUAUGAUGGCACAGAAUGUAAAAUACUACAUAUAAAGGGAGGAAUAAGGAGAGGAGAGAAGAGAAGAGAAAACAAGGCGAAUGAGAGAGCGCAAGUGGAAUAUUUUUGAUGACCAAGGAACAGAAUGUUAGAAUGUGUGAGUGGAUGGCAUUGCUUUAUCUUCUUUUCCCUCUCUCUUUAUUUCUCAUUCCUGUCUGCACUACACUUCUCAAUGCAGUAGCAGCAAAUCUGUCAGAACAUUUGUGGUUGUUAUGGUGACUGGUAUAAAGAGCUGACUUGGUCUUGGCACCUGGGAGAGAAAAGCAGGAGGAAAUAAUAGAUAAACCGUACAUUUAAAAAAGCUGGAAAAACAGCACUUCAUGCAAAUGAUUAAGUGUUUUUUGAAGCAGGUAGAGGGAAGUGUUACAGCGCAGGGAUCAGGUGGGGCAUCAAACAUUGAGAGAUGGUCGGGGGGAGUCUCAGCUCAUUUACCAACACCCCCCCACCCCCCAUCUCCAUGACAACCAGGAGAAAUGAUUGUUAUGUAAUAAUGUCAGCAAUCCAGACGAUUCCACUUUCUGUUUUGGACAGGGAUCAACACAAGUAGAGCAGACUGGAGGCCAGAAAAGCAAAGCUAAUUUUGGCAUUGCCCCAUUUUAACAACACAUUUUUAAUUUUUAUAACAAGUUAUUACUAAUCCUGUGUAUUGUUGUACAAAUAAUAUAGAAUACUAUAUGUGGCUUUGCACAUUAAAUAAAUAUUCGGGGUUCAAUACAAGUUAAACUAAAUCGACAGCAUUUGUGGCAUAAUGUUGAUUCCCAAAUAUGUUAAUUUUGACUCUGCCCUCCUUUAAAAAAAAAAAAAAAAGCAUAAAUCGAGGUUGCAGUGAGACACUUAAAAUGGAAGUAAAUGGGGCUUAUUUUUGGAGGGUUUAAAGGCAGAAACUUAUGUAGAGCUGUAAAAUAGUUUUAGGGUUUAUGCUGUCAUUUUACGUUGACCUUGGCAACAAAGUUGUUAAAUUGGAUAUAACUACACAGAAUAAGUGACUAAGCGAUUUUAUCACAACUAAAAUGAUGUUAACGUGCAUAUUGUUUAUGUCUUGUGGUGUACUUUUGAAACCGUAUUUUAACAUUCACGGAUUGGCCCCAUUCUCUUCCAUUUUAAGUGCCUCACUGUAACCCAGAUGUUUGCUGGAAAGCGUGGGACGAAUCAAAAUUAAUUGUAAUCAACGUUAUGCCAGAAAUGCUUGUUGAUUGAGUUUAACUUGAAUUGAACCUGGAAUAUUCCUUUAAGAGAAUCUUUUAGGUUUUGACCACUGUAGAUAGUACCAUAACAUACUGUAACAUUCCAAUCACAUCAAGCAAUCAAGAUACUUUAUGAACUGACAAUUUUUUUUGUUUUUUUUUACAACUGUCCACAUUGUUCAGACAUAUUAAUGUAUACUUCUCUGUAGCAUUUUUCAUGUAAAUGGAAUUGAUUUUCUGUAGAAAGCAUACAGUACUGAUGAGAACCUACUAAAUCUUGAUUAAAAUGAACCUUG
This is a messenger RNA of Xyrauchen texanus (razorback sucker), 5504 nucleotides long. It is a transcript of the gene pld2, whose product is annotated as phospholipase D2. The record is from RefSeq and is a predicted model, not a curated record. Gene Ontology annotation, biological process: intracellular signal transduction; phosphatidic acid biosynthetic process; cell motility. Bases 177 to 3017 code for a protein of 946 amino acids. Gene Ontology annotation, molecular function: phosphatidylinositol binding; D-type glycerophospholipase activity. Lineage: Eukaryota; Metazoa; Chordata; Actinopteri; Cypriniformes; Catostomidae. The transcript has 25 exons.